Molecule: messenger RNA, 1013 nt
Organism: Rubroshorea leprosula
Lineage: Eukaryota; Viridiplantae; Streptophyta; Magnoliopsida; Malvales; Dipterocarpaceae
Source: the annotation of a GenBank genome assembly
AAAUAAGUUAUUGAAUUUAACCCCUUUUUAAUGAGAACAACAUAUGUUCCUGAUUGAUAUGUCGCGGCAGCUUGGUAAUGCAAGAUCACUUACUGUAUCAUUAGGUUUAGUUAAGUUUCUCUCACAGCAUUCCAGAUUGCUUGAAGAACAACCAUUUCCCUUUUCUAAACUGGAGUCAUUGAAAGUAGUGAGAGGACGACAGAGUUGCAAGAAUAUUCCUCCAAAAGUGAUGAACUUCUUGGUUCAGGGCUCUCCCAUGGCUGAGGAGCUUCUCCCGAAGUUCCAGAAAGUAAUACUCCUCCAACAGGACCUGCGUACAACGGAUGCACAUGAAAUGUGUUGGACAGGUACAGGCGCUACUGCCUUGCUUACAGAAAAACAGGGAGUAAACCUAGAGGAGGAGGAGAUGGUGGUGUUGGAAAAGAUUUUGAUGGCUGAACGAGUUGGAAGACGAGUUAACUCAGCAGUUGCAGAGUCUAACUUGUUCGAGAUGGAGCGCGUCCACGUUGGGAAUUUAGUGGGUUGCUUGAGGCCGAUGCUUCAUGAUCUGGUCGGCUGCAUCUCCGCUGCUUCUCCGCCCUUAUACGACCGGCCAAUCGUCCGCAUUGUCAUUGAAGUCUCCGAAAACCUUGAGCGGGCACUGACCCUGGUCCGGAAGUGCAAGCGAUGCACCCUCUUUCGCCGGUUUGUCACCGGCAAGCACGUAACCGAUUUUCCCAGAAUCUUUGCACUUCUGGAAUCUUCAAUUGCCGAUAUGAACUGGUUGCUAAGCCUCUUCGACCCAAACAUUGGCUGCGCCUCUAGGGAACCUGACCUAUCCGUGCCUCCAAUCGCAAUCAAAGAUCUAGUUAUUUCAUGGGUCUGGGCGUUCAUCGCCACCGUUGAAAUGAGUCCACUGAAAAAUCGCAUCGAGGCCGCCGACAAUCUUGCUUAAAAAAGGUUCAAUUUUUAAAAGACGAAGAGGGGAAGAAGAUGAUAGAAGCUGCCAAACAAAAUAAAAACCUAGAUAUCCU